AUGACCGAGAUCUCCCCUCGCGAUGACCUCUCCCUUCUGCCGGUGUCGCUUGCAGCAUCACAACCAACCACACCAGGGACUCGGAGCCGCCAGCGGGCGCGGCCAACCACCUCAGGUUCUGUUGCCUGGAGCACGUCAAGACAAACCACGUCGCUUUCUCUGACAAAUCCUUACCGGAAGCAACCCUUCAUACACUACCCGACUUCGCAAGUACAAAGACUUUGGGAUCUUCGGGAAUAG
Messenger RNA from Dothidotthia symphoricarpi CBS 119687, 240 nucleotides. RefSeq lists its product as uncharacterized. The transcript is spliced from 3 exons. Bases 1 to 240 code for a protein of 79 amino acids. The record is from RefSeq and is a predicted model, not a curated record. NCBI's taxonomy places the organism in Eukaryota, Fungi, Ascomycota, Dothideomycetes, Pleosporales, Dothidotthiaceae.